AUGCACACCCAUCUACAAACCCGCGCAAACCGCAACCUCACCCUCACCCUCUCCACCUUCCUCGCCGCCACACACACCCUCUCUCUCCUCGCCCUCUCCCAACUCCCCCCCUCCACAUCCUCCUCCCUAACCACAAACCUCACCCUCUACCUCCUCACCUCCCUGCUCAUCUCCCUCCUCGCCAUCUACGGCACCUACCGCCCCACGCCCUCCCUCCUGCUCAUCUUCGCAAACCACCUCCUGCUCGACGCCCUGCUCUGCACCGUCCCGCGCUUCUUGCUGCUUGGCUUGUUUGCCGGGCUGCCCCGCUCGCUGUGUCAUGGUGUUGUUGCUGUUGAUGGUGCUGCUGUUGAUGGUGCUGGGAUCAGUAGUAUUGCGGGUGGUGCGGGCCAGCAGCAGUGUCGCGUCGUCAUGUGGGCGCUGGCUGGGGUUGGCGUUGUGCUGUUGGUUGGGUGGACGGCAUUGCAGUGGGUGUGUGCGUGGCGGGUGCGUGCGUUUGCUGUUGCCUGUGAGCAGGAGCAGCGGUUGCAGGCGGGUGAUGGGUUGAUGGUGGUGGUAGUGGAGGAGGAGGAGGCGGAGGCGAAGAAAAAGCAGAAGAAGACGGACAAGGAUCAAGAUGAGAAGACGGAGAAGGAGAGCUACCUGCUUGAAGUUUGA
Messenger RNA from Pseudovirgaria hyperparasitica, 657 nucleotides. RefSeq lists its product as uncharacterized. The transcript is spliced from 2 exons. The coding region runs from base 1 to 657 and encodes 218 amino acids. NCBI's taxonomy places the organism in Eukaryota, Fungi, Ascomycota, Dothideomycetes, Acrospermales, Acrospermaceae. The record is from RefSeq and is a predicted model, not a curated record.